This is a messenger RNA of Colletotrichum fioriniae, 672 nucleotides long. Lineage: Eukaryota; Fungi; Ascomycota; Sordariomycetes; Glomerellales; Glomerellaceae. The record is from RefSeq and is a predicted model, not a curated record.
AUGGUCACGUCACUGAAAAGGUCACCAUCGCGGGCCAUUCUCUGUAUUCAUGGCGGCGGUGCUUCACCCGACAUAUUCCGUUUCCAGCUCGCGGGUUUCCGUGCAGCUCUCAAAGAGGAUUUCGAGUUCGUGUUUGCCACCGCACCCCACGUUGCCGUCCCCGGCCCAGAUGUUCUCCCCUUCUUUGCCGGAAUGAAGUCGUUUUACUCUUGGUUUCGCAAGGGUGCAACCGACACCGAAGGCGAAGUUGCAGUGUUCAACGAAGCUAUCAAGAUGGCGGUACAGGACUGGCAGCUGGAGAACGAGCACGUCAAAAUUGUUGGCGUCUUGGGCUUCUCGCAGGGCGGACUAGCGAGUACGGUCUUGCUGUGGGAGCAGGAGGUGGGACUGGUGCCGUGGCUCCCGCGAUUGGAGUUUGGAGUGUUGGUCUGCUGCGCUUAUAGUGAUGUCGCGACAGAUUAUAUCCGCGACAAGUCAGGGGGCGGUGACAUUGCCAAAAUUUCGGACUGUAACUUGGGACAGGCGAGAAAUACUCUUGCCACGCAUUACUCCUCGAAGGCCGCUCAUGUUAUCAACUUUGAAGGAGGACAUCAUAUUCCUCAGAAAAGGGAGGAUAUUAUCAAGAUGACGAACCACAUUCGACACCUGGGUAAAAAGGACAUCAUGCACUAG